GUCAAUUUCCUUGCAUAAUUAAUUGAUUAUGCAUAUUGAUAUUCAUUAAUAUUCUCUCUCUCACAUCCCCCCCCCCGUUCCUUUCGUCCCAUGUAUGUUUGAUUGACAUCGGACUUUUAUUACAACCUUACACACUGAUCAGCAUCUGUCUUACUUCAUCUGAUCAUCAACACUUCCAUCCUCGAUAUAUGGGAUGAAUUGGUAACAAUACACUCAUUACCCCCAGUUAUCAAAAAUAUCGCUUCUCAGUCAAGAGACCUUAGUUUGAUGUAGUCCAUCUCAUACUCCGCAUCUCCACCUUUCCUCGUCUUCUCACCUCCCCCUCCCUUGACUCUUCAAACGAACAUGGAUACUCAAUCAUGUAGAAAGUUCUAUAGCAAAUCUAGCCCAACAUCUCUGUUCAUGCAGCUUUCUUAUCAUUUCUCUUCAAAGUCAUUCCUUCAACUAUCGCCAACCUCGGGGGUACAUGGGGAUUUGCGGAGAAGCUAUGAAGUGUUGUUAUUAUUAUGUGAUUUGCAGCAUGAAUACAGUAUACACUAUCGUAUUACAGAUCUCGGUUUCAAAUCACAACAUCAAUAACACCGAGAUUUCUAUCCCGUUGAAGGGCGACUCUGCCAGAAACAUAGGAACAAAGUGGAGAAGACAUCUUCUUCACCCUCAUCUUCUUCAUCCUCCAUCUUCUCCCGUGAUACCAGGUCUAUGAAUCUACAUGUCUCACUCACACACUCAAGCUUUCAUAUGUGAAUAUGAUGAUAGCAUUUCAUGUUCUCUCACCAUCAUAAUAGCCAGCCAUCUCAUUCAAUCUCACUUCUUUUCCUUGGUCUCUAGUCUAGUCGAGAUGACAUUUGAUCCAUGGGGAAUGACUGAGCUCAAUUUGAGAGUCUCAACGUUAUUCUGCGGGCCUUCACAUCAUACGGUCUUCAAGUCCAAAUGCUCAAUAUACUAGGGAGUUCGAUUCAAUACCUACGAACUUUUAUAUUACCACUGCUAGGUAAUAUUAUUAUUGUACCUCGAGAUGUAUUCCCACCAUUAUUUGAUUCCAUCUCCAUCUCCAUCCCAUUCGAACUCUUUUACUGAGAUUCCUUUCCCAUCCAUUUCCCUAUAGACCAUUAUCUUUUCUCCCAUACAUUCAUACCAACCACUUCAUCCCAACUUCUUGACUCAGCUGGUCUUUUCCUCCACCACUAAAAGUCCAAGCGUCAUUUGCGCUUAAGCCAAAUUUUGAUUACGGUGAACGGAAGAACCCUGAUAUGACGCAUUACUUAGUAAGUUUCAUUCGUUCCAGUUAUUUCAUAAGACCCAAUCCGGUUUCUAUUCUUCACUUGUUCCACUCAUUCCUCAGCUCAGUCAUUUCUCAGUCAUCUUUCCCCCAAUUUUCCAUUCAAAUUAUUUUGAUAUAAAUCCAAUAAUAAUGAAUACUUUAUCACUUCAACCUUAUCGUCUCCCCAACAGCCAUAUCAGUAUCAAAGUUCUUGCAGAAGGGGCUGCAAAUGUUAUAUAUCAAAUCACGCUUGAUCCAGGAUCACAAGACAUUGCCGAACUGGACAAGGGUCAUCAAGAAUUAGAAUAUCUCUCUGGAAAAUUAUUACGUCUUCGGAAAGAUGUUCCCACUACAGCCCCAACUUCAGAUUCCCAUCAGCAAUGGCUCGGAUAUAUCUUACCCCUAUUCGAACCAGAACAAUUAGUUACCCAAGAGUUGGUCUACAUCGGUCAUCUCAACGUGAUUCCUGGAUUAAACACCGAUCUCAGACGUUUUGAUAAUCCCGGUGGUACAACUACCCCGAACCAUCUCGCCCCACCACCCAAAGGGAAAUUUUAUCGUUCAAGAGCACAAAGUGGUACCUUCUUAGCGAAAGACGAUUAUGGUCUUUUGGUAACAGAUAUGACACCCAGGAAAUCAUUACAAGAAACCGUCGUAGAAUUUAAGCCAAAAUGGCUCUCUCCAUCCCAUGAAAUGCCAUCUCAAGCCAUAAGAUGUCGUACUUGUGCACUUCACGCACGUCGGAUUGCUUUUGGAGAAGAAAGAAAAAAUACUGAUCUUCAAUCAUAUCUCUGUCCACUCAAACUUACCGAUGACCACCCCAAGUUAAAGUUUGCAAACUAUGAGGCAUCCGCUUCACACAUAUUACACAAAACUCGUGAAUCCCCUGCCGUUCAAUCACUUGCAAAAUGGAUCCACGAAAAUCCGUUGUUAAAACGGCUUCGCGAUCUCCAAACAGAGUAUGAUGGUAAAGGAUCGUUGAAGUCGGAAAAGGCAUCGCAUGAACUUUGCGUGGCCAUGACCCUCAGAGAUUGUUCGUUAUACAUUCGUAUGGAUAAAAAUUCACAGGUUGUAGAAGCUCGUUUGGGAGAUCUCGACUAUAAAUCGGCUAGUAAAUAUUCUUCGUGGAGGAAGAAAGAACAGGAAUUGGUUGAUGAGGGGUGGUAUUGUGGUGAAGAAAAGAAGGAAUUGAAACAACCGGUUGACGAGUGUCUGUUGUCGAGAAAGAUUUGAGUUGUGUGGAAUUACUUUUGAUACUACCGGCUGGAGAGAGUGUCUGAUGAGAAAUUUGAAUGAGUUGGGUAUUCGAUAUUAGCAAAGCCUGUUUUCAUUAUUGCAGGCUGCAUUCUGAAACUCAAGAACUCUGAAUCUCCGGAAACAACUAAAGAUUCGAGAUACACUCAACCUCGUCGAUCACUCGAAUCUACUAGUCACAUUCGACCAGCGAUAGAUAUGAUCAUCGAGCCGCAGUCGUAGCAUCGGAUACCCUAACAGAUGGCAGUUCGUGCGAGUGGGAAUAAUGUUUAAUGGAGUUUGACAUAGAUGGUUGGGAAGACGGGCUAGAUAAUCUUAAUGAGAAAUACCUCUUCAUCUUUUGGCACUAUGACUCUAGCGUAUCUGCUAUGAGAUACGUGAUGAGGGAAUUGGAUAUUUGGGUGCAUUUGUAUACCUACUUAUUAGAGAAGACAAGGGGUGUGAAGUUUUUCGAUAUUUUUUUGGAUGUACAUGUCAGGGUGGUUCCAUGAUUCAUAUUCUAUGUUUUAUAUUUUAAAUGGGAGUGAUCCGACUCAUAUUGUGAA
Botrytis deweyae is the source of this 3060-nucleotide messenger RNA. RefSeq lists its product as uncharacterized. Gene Ontology annotation, cellular component: nucleus. The transcript is spliced from 4 exons. NCBI's taxonomy places the organism in Eukaryota, Fungi, Ascomycota, Leotiomycetes, Helotiales, Sclerotiniaceae. Bases 1412 to 2494 code for a protein of 360 amino acids. Gene Ontology annotation, molecular function: inositol-1,3,4,5,6-pentakisphosphate 2-kinase activity; ATP binding. Gene Ontology annotation, biological process: inositol phosphate biosynthetic process. The record is from RefSeq and is a predicted model, not a curated record.